GUUCGUCCAAGAUGUCUUGCCAAAUCCGAGCGGUCUCCCUGCUCGUCCUUGCCCUCGUCCUGCUGGCAGUGUCCUUUUCGGAGGCCAGUUUCCGGCGACGCCCCUUACCUGCUGGAGUGAGGGAAGCCGCGGGCGCCGCGAAUAAGUUCAACUCUCGGAUUGUCGGUGGAGAAUUGUCCGAUGUGUCGGCAGCUCCCUACCAAAUUUCACUGCAGAAUGCCAUUGGUAACCAUGUCUGCGGCGGCGCCAUUAUUGCCGAUCAGUGGGUAGUCACCGCCGCCAGCUGCGUGGCUGGCUUGAGGACGAACAACAUGAAGGUAGUGACCACCACGUACAAUGACUGGGGUGAUGCCGGCUGGGAGUACUCCGUGGAGCAGGUGGUGCCCCACUGCAACUUCGACAAGCCACUGUACCACAACGACAUUGCCCUGAUCAAGACCCAUGCCUUCUUCGACUACGACGAGGUGACCCAGAACAUAACCACCGCGGAGCUGGAGGAUCUGGUCGAGGGCGAAACCCUAACCAUGUACGGUUGGGGCAGCACCGAGAUCGGUUCGGACUUUGCCUGGCAGCUGCGUCAACUGGAUUUGACUUAUGUGCCGACGGAUAAGUGCAAUGCCACCUACGGCGGCACUGAGGACCUGGAUGUGGGUCAUCUGUGUGCCGUGGGUCGUGUGGGAGCCGGAGCCUGUCACGGCGAUGCCGGUGGAGCCUUGGUGGACGCUAAGGGACGACUGGUGGGUGUUGGAAACUGGGGCGUGCCCUGCGGCUAUGGCUUUCCCGAUGUCUUUGUCCGAAUGAGCUUCUACGAUAGCUGGAUCAAGUCUACGAUCAACGGAUGUGCCAUUUCCUAAGCAAUAAAGUCAUGUGAACUUUU
Molecule: messenger RNA, 877 nt
Organism: Drosophila kikkawai
Lineage: Eukaryota; Metazoa; Arthropoda; Insecta; Diptera; Drosophilidae
Product: chymotrypsin-2
Biological process (GO): proteolysis
Molecular function (GO): serine-type endopeptidase activity
Source: RefSeq, a predicted model, not a curated record